Messenger RNA from Stegostoma tigrinum, 2266 nucleotides. RefSeq names its product nucleobindin-2-like. The transcript is spliced from 13 exons. NCBI's taxonomy places the organism in Eukaryota, Metazoa, Chordata, Chondrichthyes, Orectolobiformes, Stegostomatidae. Gene Ontology annotation, molecular function: calcium ion binding. Gene Ontology annotation, cellular component: extracellular exosome; endoplasmic reticulum-Golgi intermediate compartment. The record is from RefSeq and is a predicted model, not a curated record. The coding region runs from base 238 to 1605 and encodes 455 amino acids.
UGGUUACGUUGCAACAUUUGUCAAACGGGGUCGAGCUGUGGUGCAUUGUAGCUUGGUUUGUUGCUGUGUUUGCACAGGUUUCGCCAAGGACCGUGGCUGUGCAUCUUUCUACAGGUCAGAGAUACCGAGUGCUAAGGGAAGGCCACUAAAUCUGAUCUCUCACGUUCAACUUGACCAUUGAAAAAGAACUUCAUUACCCAGAGUCCUGUCUGAAAGUAGGAGGUACCAGACAUCAGGAUGCAUUGGAAGAGUGUGGAACUAUCCUGCUGUUGGUUGCUGCUCUGUCUCCUCCUUGCUGCUGAAACUGUACCAAUCGAUAAAAUAAAGGUGAACAAAGUAGAAGAACCUGAGGUGCAGGCGACGGUUGAAAGUCCAGACACUGGGUUGUAUUAUGAUCGCUACCUCCGUGAAGUAAUUGAUGUUUUGGAAACAGACAGACAUUUUCGGGACAAACUUCAAACAGCAAAUAUAGAUGAAAUAAAGAGUGGAAAAUUGGCUAAAGAACUAAACUUAGUGAGUCAUCUUGUGAGAACCAAAUUAGACGAAUUGAAAAGACAGGAAGUCUCCCGGCUACGAAUGCUUAUUAAAGCCAAAAUAGAUGCACAACAAGGUAAAGAUGCAGGAAUAGACCAUCAUGCUUUGUUGAAACAAUUUGAGCAUCUCAAUCACCAAAACCCCCAUAGCUUUGAGCCAGAAGACUUGGAAUUAUUGAUUAAAACUGCAACCAGUGACCUGGAAAACUAUGAUAAAGAACGGCAUGAAGAAUUUAAGCAAUAUGAGAUGCUGAAGGAACAUGAGAGGAGGGAAUACUUGAAAACAUUAGAUGAAGAAAAGAGGAAAGAGGAGGAGGCUCGGUUUGAUGAGAUGAAAAGGAAACACCAGGAUCACCCAAAAAUUAAUCAUCCAGGAAGCAAAGAUCAGUUGAAAGAAGUCUGGGAGGAAACGGAUGGCCUUGAUCCUGAAGAUUUUGAUACCAAGACUUUCUUCAAACUGCAUGAUACUAACGGUGAUGGAUUCUUGGAUGAGCAGGAGAUGGAAGCAUUAUUUACCAAAGAGCUGGAGAAGAUUUAUGAUCCUAACAAUGAGGAAGAUGAUAUGGUAGAGAUGGAGGAAGAACGAUUGAGAAUGAGGGAGCAUGUUAUGAAAGAGAUUGAUACAAACAAAGACCGAUUGAUAUCAGUUGAUGAAUUUUUAACUGCUUCAGAAAAGAAGGAGUUUGUGGAUGCAGAUAAUUGGGAGACUCUAGAUGAACAAGAGCUUUAUUCAGAAGAUGAGCUGCAAGAGUUUGAGAGACGGCUGUCUCAGCAGGAGCAUGAACUGCAAAUGAAAUCUGAUGAUCUUUUGAAACAGCGUGAAGCACUGCAGCUUCAACAAGACCAGCUGCAAGCUCAGAAAUUUGAGUUCCAGCAGGCUGUACAGCAUCUGGAGCAGCAAAAACAGACACAGCAGGCUCAUCCUCCAGCAGGACCAAACGGAGAACUCCAGUUCCACCAAGAAAAAGAACAUGUAGCUCCUCCAGGAAAUGUGCAAGCUCUGCCUCCAGGCCAUGAUCAGCCACAAGAUUUAAACCAACCAGCACCUGGUCAAGAUCAACCUCAACAAUAAUCACUGUGCCUCCAGGAUUUGGACUAGCACAUAAGUUCCUGAUUGGCUUUUUGGGUCCACAUGAUCAUUACUCCAAUCUAAUUUUUUUUAUUGUUGUUUAUUCCCGUUAAUGUUGCACAUUACGCAGAGACCACUGACUGCAAGCAUUUUCUUCAAGGGGUUACUGAAACACUUGUGCAGAUAUUUCGUUAUACAACAAAGGUGAUUAACUUAUGAUAGUGAGCAGAAUUCACUUGAAAGCCCAAAACUGAGAUCUGAGAUUUACUUUUGAAUUGUAAUAGAAUAGAACAGUUGCAAUUGAGCAUCAGGAAAAAUAUAUUUGUCCUGUUGUUGGUAUAGUUCCUUUGUGGGAUUUUGGAGAGAAUGCUUGGUGUACUAAUUAAAAUUGAGGUGGUUCCUGGGAUUUGGUUAAAGAUGAACUAAGACAUUUGGGUUAGUAUUUUAGGCUUGUAAUUAAAAUAGCUAUUCAUUUUAUAUGUGAGAUAUUGUGUUAAAGAUUGCAGAGUAUGAUCACUGCUGGUCUGUCUUCUUGGCUUUAGCUAUCUCCAGCUACAAUUAAUCUUUUUCAAUCUUGGUCCUCAAUGUCAUAUCUUGGUCAACAUUGUUUUGGAAUGAUUAUGUCAGCUGGAAAAGUAAAGGGGUGGGCUUUUAUUCAAGUGCA